This is a messenger RNA of Eriocheir sinensis (Chinese mitten crab), 360 nucleotides long. RefSeq lists its product as uncharacterized. The record is from RefSeq and is a predicted model, not a curated record. NCBI's taxonomy places the organism in Eukaryota, Metazoa, Arthropoda, Malacostraca, Decapoda, Varunidae. The transcript has 4 exons. The coding region runs from base 1 to 360 and encodes 119 amino acids.
AUGGAGAUGCUGCUGGUGGUCGCCCUGGGCCUGGUGGUGACGGCGGCCGCGCGACCAGACACGAUCUUCGACUUCGAGGAUGACGACGCCGAGCACGAGCAGAAAGGCGUGGCGGGGAAGGCAGUCACCGGCGAGUACAAGUGGGAGAGUCCUGAGGGCCUGGACUUCAAGGUCAAGUACAUCGCGGACGACCGAGGUUACCGCGUCAUAGAGUAUAACGCCGUGCCCCUAGCGCUCCCGACGCCCAGGCGCAGGCGUCCGUCAGGCAGGCCGCGUCCGCCGGGCAGGCCGCGUCCGACGCGCAGGCCACGUCCGCCGGGCAGGCCGCGUCCGACGCGCAGGGGCGCCCGCAGCACAUAA